CCGCAGCAGGAGGAGGGAGAAGGCGGUCGUCCUUUCCUAGGGAGGGCGGCCCCGGCGGGGAAUUAAGGGGAAGGCGUCCUCGCCGUGGAGCCGAGACCCUUCCCGUCCCCAGGCGCAGAACGCACCUCACAGAGUCGCCCCGCGAGGGGGGGGGGAGAGAUUUGGGAGCGGGCCGAGGCCGUGGACGGUGUGAGGGGAGGAGCGGCCCCCCUCCCAGCUGGGAAGGACCGGCCGUGCUGGGGGCAGCCACCCCCACAUCUCCCCUUGCCCCCCUCCCCGGGGCCUCGCCCUUUUCCUCCUUGAUGGCUUCCCGAUGACCCCUUUUUUAAUUUCCAUUUUUUAACCCCCCAUCUCCUCCCCCCGGUUCUCUUCCCCAUGCCCCUUUGCCCCACCUGGAAAUAUGAUCAGCGCCCCUGACGUGGUGGCUUUUACCAAAGAGGAAGAGUACGAGGACGAGCCCCGCCAUGAGCCGUCGCUGCCCGAGGAGUAUUCGGUGCCGCUCUUUCCCUUCGCCAGCCAGGGGGCCAACCCGUGGUCCAGACUGUCGGGGGCCAAGUUUGCCAGGGACUUCAUCCUCAUCUCCGAGUUCUCGGAGCAGGUGGGUCCCCAGCCCCUGCUGACCGUCCCCAAUGACGCCAAGGUCUCCGGCACCUUCGACCUCAAUUACUUCGCGCUGCGGAUCAUGUCCGUGGACUACCAGGCCUCUUUCGUGGGGCACCCGCCGGGGAGCGCCUACCCCAAGCUGAACUUCGUGGAGGACUCCAAAGUCGUGCUGGGGGACUCCAAGGAAGGGGCCUUCGCGUACGUGCACCACCUCACCCUUUACGAUCUAGAGGCCCGGGGCUUCGUGAGGCCCUUCUGCAUGGCCUACAUUUCCACCGACGAGCACAAGAUCAUGCGGCAGUUCCAGGAGCUCUCGGCGGAGUUCUCCGAAGCGUCCGAGCGCUUGAAGAAGGGGAACCGGAAGGCCUUCGCCGGUGAACUCGAGAAGAAAUUGAAGGACCUGGACUACACCAGGACCGUGCUGCACACCGAGACGGAGAUCCAGAAGAAAGCCAACGACAAGGGGUUCUACUCCUCUCAGGCCAUCGAGAAGGCCAACGAGCUGGCCAGCGUGGAAAAGUCCAUCAUCGAGCAUCAGGAUCUGCUAAAGCAAAUCAGGUCUUACCCCUCCCGCAAGCCGAAGGAGUCCGAUCGCCGCCCUUUCGGGCCAGAGGGUCCCCGGGAGCCGGUCGCCCCGAACUUUGACGGGGCACCCGCUACCUCCAACCCCGACGAGCUCGCGGAAACCAACCUCUAUGCCCGCAGGGCCUCCUAUACCCCCAAGCUCAUCAAGGCCAAGUCCGCCAAAUGUUUCGACAAAAAGCUGAAGACCCUAGAAGAGCUCUGCGAUACCGAGUUUUUCACCCAGACUCUGGCUCAGCUGAGUCACAUCGAACACAUGUUCAGAGGGGACCUGUGCUACCUUCUGACGAGUCAGAUUGACCGAGCGCUUUUAAAGCAGCAGUGCAUCACGAACUUCCUCUUCGAAGACCUGGUGGAUUUCGACGAGACGGUGGCGAAGAAGCAGGAUGAUGUUCGGCUGGAGCCCGAUCCAGAGGGGUGCCAGUCCCGGUCUUUGGAAGAAUAUCCGGUCCCUAAAGUCUUCAUCAGCAUGGGGUCUUACAAGUCCAGCGUGGAGUCCGUACCUAUCAAAAUGGAGGCGGAGCUCGAACAGGACCCCGGAGGCGAUGAGGCGACCGAAUCUAGCGUGUACGGCCACCGGGAGAACCUGGAUUACCUGGACAUGGAUAUGAAAGGCAGCGUCAGUAGCGGCGAAAGCAUCGAGGUCCUGGGGACGGAAAAGUCCUCUUCCGCCCUGCCCAAGUCCGACAGCCAGACGAGCUUGACGGCCCCCUUGAGCCCGCAGGUGGUCCGGAGCAGGGCGGUCAGCCGACGGACCAUCAGCGAAGACAGCAUCGAGGUCCUCAGCACGUGUCCCUCCGAGUCGUUGAUCCCCGGCGACUUCAAAGCGAGCUACCCGAGUGCCAUCAACGAAGAAGAGCCCUGCGCGGAGGAACCGCGUGCAGAGGACGAAGAGGGAGGGAUUCGCUUCAGUGCCGGCGGGAGCCUCCGAGACGUCAGCGAGGCCGAGGGCGGCGGGGAAAGCCCCUUGACCCAGUCGGACUCGACCUGCUGCAUCGGGAAAGAGAGUCCCGGUCUCCUGGCGCCCCAUCCCGCCCUCACCCAGCAACCCUGUGACGACGACGGGGUGGUCAGUAUCCCCCCACGGCCCUAUAGGCAGAGGGAACCGGGCUUCCACGUGGACUUCACAGUCGAGGACCUCGGCUGUCCGUCCCGGGAUGAGGCCCCCGGAGGCUCCCUGCCUCAUGAGGUGGAGCCGGGCCGCCCGGACGGCGGCCGAGACAUCAGCAGGAUGAGCCUGGACGAAUACUCCGACUCCACCAGCCACGUGAGCAGUAGCGCGGCCUCCACCGGUUCCGACCGGACCCCCUCUCCGGCUUGUCAAGCCGGCCACUCCGAGCGGCACAGAAAGAGGGCGGGGCAGAACGCGUUGAAGUUUAUCCGGCAGUACCCCUUCGCCCCUCCGGCAAUCUACUCUCUGCUCAGUGGGAGGACCCUGGUCGUGCUGGGGGAAGAAGAAGCGAUAGUGAGGAAGCUGGUGACGGCUCUGACCAUCUUUGUUCCGAACUAUGGCAGGUCCACCAAGCCCGUGAAACACUGGCUCACCACCCCUUUGCACAUAACGGAUUUUCAGAAGUGGAAGCUAAUUGGCUUACAGAGGGUGACCUCCCCGGCCGGUGUCAACACCCUGCACGCUCUGAACCGGUACAGCCGCUACACCAGCGUCCUGGAUCUGGACAACAAGACCCUGUGCUGCCCCCUCUACCGCGGAACCCUGGUCCCUCGGCUUGCCGACCACCGCACGCAGAUCAAGCGGGGGAGCACCUACUACAUGCACGUCCAGAGCCUCCUGACCCAGCUGUGUUCCAAGGCCUUCCUCUUCACCUUCUGUCACCACCUGCACCUGCCCGUCAACGAGAAGGAGACCGAGGAGGCCGUCCUGGGCCGGCAGAUGAACUUCCUCAAGCUGCAGCUGGGCCUGGUGAACGAGGACGUCAAGGUGGUGCAGUACCUGGCCGAGCUGCUCAAACUGCAGUACGUCCAAGGGCCCUCCAGGGACCGGAACCCGGUGCUCAGGUUUGACUACGUUCCCAGCUCUCUGUACAAAAUCUAAGCCCCGCUGGGCACUCAGGACUGGGAGGACCGACAGGGAAGGGAGACACGUUGGCACGAGCUGGACUCACCGCUUUCCCUCCUCGAGGCGUGUUGGAAACGAAACUGGACGUUUGGGUGGGGGGCAGCGUCUCUGUGUUGUCCGUCGGAGAAGGAGGCGGAGGAUUCCUGGGUGGUGUCUGGCAAAUGGAAAAUUGAGUCGCGGCUUGGGGGUGGGGCGGGGGGAUUGGGAGUUUUCACAGCGAGGCGACGUGGGAAGGGGCUAAGAGGGCUCUCAGCCUGCUGGUAGCUAUCUGGGGAUGAAGGUUCUUUGGCCGAGGAGUAACUUUAUGAUUUCUGGCAAGGGAUCAGUCCAGACAGGGAGAGAGCGGGUGUUCGCAUUACGCUCUGCCUGGAGGAUCUGAGCAGCUACAGACUCUUCAGCGUCGAGUAACUCAGAGCACAGGAUCUCAAGGAGGAGGUGGUCCAGGCCUAGAAGGAAACGGUGGGGGGCGGCCUCUUAGCUGGGAUGAAGUUCGCAGCUAAACACAGCAGUAGCCAAAUGUGUGGUUUGCGGGGGUGGGAACGAGGGGCAAAAAUUAGUGCUGGAAAAAGUUUUGUUGUUUUAUUUUAAACUCCACCCUGGUAAUUAGAAGCAUCCCUAACGUUUAUGCAUCUGUAUGUAUCUAUGUAUACCUCUUCAGAACUCAAUUAGCAGGGUCCCUUGGAUAAGUCUGCCUCGUGGGGCUGGUUUUUCUGAAAGGAUUUUUAUGAAUCUCAGUCCCCGAAGUUGGUUGUCCCCCGAUCCACGAAAUUGAGAGAUCAAAGCGCAGAUGUCGUCACGGUGGAAGCCCUGACUGACUCUGCAGCCUGAGAGCCCCUGUCAGGAGCCUCUUUAAGAAGUGAUACCUGUACACUAGCCCAUGCCAACUCUCAUGCCUGCGGAGGGGCAUGGGUAGCCUGGGGGAGGCGGAGGGGACUGGACCUCGUCCAUCUGCAACCUCAUUCGUCAUUUCCCCAAGUCUGGGGAAAGAGAGUCACCGACCCAGGCUUUGAAAAUUACAUUUUAUGGUCUGCCAACAAAACGUAUAUGGGGAGAUAAGAGUUGAGAGGGAAUCAGAAGAACAACUGAGCGGAGAGAAACAUUGCCAGAAGGUACCCAAGGCAGGAAGUGCGACUGGGCCAAAAUUCAAAUCAGGUUGUUUUACCACACCUCAGGAGUUCUGCUGUCAAUGUUUCUGGCUCGUUUGGUUCCAUUGGCUUUUGCGAGGGAUGUUGGAUUUCGUUUACUUCUCCUUCAGGCCAUUAUGGAAAGUUAUAACUGGGCACAGGUGGAACCUUCAUUUCCAGGUUCUUUCUUCAGCAAACCUCCACGACCUCUCGGCUACCUCUCAAGGGGCAUCGUUUUCCAGCUUAGACAGGGUUCCGUUGAGCUGAGUCGCUCCGGGUGUUUCCGACCUUCUGAAAUUCCCUAGGCCGAUUGGCCGGCGAUAGCACGGGUUGGGCAAGCGGCCCUGUGACUGAGUCGCCGAAGUUGCUGUCUCUCAGACCCUCCCUCGGAGACACGCCGAUCCUUCUAGUCAGCGAGGAACGGCUUCUCCACCCAAAUGUACUUUCUCUUUCCAAAGGAUUCCCAGUAAAUCUCAGGGGAAGGGCCCAGUGCACAUUUCGCCCUUCACCUCUGUCCUCUCGGUAGAGAACUUUCUCCACCCUGCACCUGUCUGUCUUUCCCUCCCUCCUCCGGGUAUGGAUAGAGGGAAGAACGUUUUUUGCCGAAAGGACAGCUGCAGAACUUUGAAUGUGCAUUUUUAACAACAGUGCAUUGUAUCCAGCUAUAGGGGAAACCCGUAGUUUUAUUUUUUGUUUUUAUGUUGCCCCGGUAGAAAUUGAUCUAUCAAUCAAUGGUAUUUAUUGAGCCCUUACUAUAUGCAGAACACUGUACUAAGUGCUUGGGAGGGUACAAUACAACAGAAUUAGCAAAUACGUUCUGCAAUUAGAUUUAAACCUCCCCUCUUCUAGCCUGUGAGCCUGUUGUGGGCAGGGAUUGUCUCUCUCUGUUGCUGAAUUGCACUUUCCAAGGGCUUAGUACAGUGCUCUGCACACAGUAAGCACUCAGUAAAUAUGAUUGAAUUGAACUAAUUCUGAUUCUGGAAAUGAAGGUGACGGGUGUCAGUGCACAAAUGGGCAGUGACAGGAUUUGGGGCAGCGGCUUUGGUGUGGCGUGUCCCCUCCCGUACAAUUUGAGCCAACGUUUGCACUUCCAUUCAGCAUCCUGAACCAAGGGAAUUUCUUUAACCGCCUGGUCAAACCACGUUUCUAGGUUUAGCCCAUCUCUUCGCCAAGAAUGUUCUAAUGCUCUGUUUUAUUUCUCUCCAGUCUCUUAAAGAACAGAAGUGGCAAAGAGAGGUUGGCUUUCACGAUGCUUUUGUCUCCCAUAAGGGAAAGUCAGGCCGAGGGUUGUGUUUGAAAAAAGGGAAGAGGUCCCCAAGGCUCGCUUUGGGGAUUCCUGCCUUACUGUUGUCAGUAGUAGUGUUAGAGUUACAGUAUUUAUUAAGCGCUUCCUGUGCGUCAAGCACUCUGCGAAGCACUGGGGUAGAUACAAGGUAACGAGGUCGGACGCGUGGGCCUCCCAGCCUAGGGGAGGGGUGUCAUCGCGGUGUUUGUCGUUCCAAUCGUCAGGCUGAGGGUGGGGGGGGUCUCUGCAAUGGCUGGAGAAGCCCGUGUUCUUCAUCAGCUUUCUCUGCAUCCGUGUUUGGCUUCAGCACCUAAUUCACCGCAAAACGUGACCACGUGAAGAGUUUCCUUUACCAGUUUUAAAUGUGAAGAGUAUAGUUUUUUGGCAUGUGAACCAAACCCACUGGGAAAGCUUGUUUUUGCUUUGUUUUUAAAUGACAAGAUGUUAUAUCUUGUUGCGUGGCGGACAGCUUCCGCUAGCUCAUUUAAGGAAGUGGCCGUGUAACCUUUUACCUUAAAGGAAAAAAAGCCUAUAUCAAAGCCCACAUGAGAUUGUUUUUGUAACAAGAGGAUCAAAAAGGAUCAGUGCUAUUAUUCUUGGGGGGGGGGGGGGGGGGGGUAGUGGACAUUGUAAAGGAAGCCGGACAAUGGGAAAAUGAUCAAACAGCAGAUCAGCUUUUUGGUGGAGUUAGGUAACUUCAGAUCUACUUUAUCUAGUUAAGGUCUCCUAGAAUGAUCUUCAAAAAUCUUUAAGGGUGUUUACCUUUGGUCUUAAUGUGGCCUCAGGAAGGCAUUGAAAACGAGGCCCGUUAGACUCUCUAUUGCCUAGAGUAGAGCAGAACUCUUUCUUUAUGAAUCUGGGCCCUGAAGACUGGACAGUUAAUUGUGGGAGUUUGUCAUCUCUUCCUAAGAGAAGGCAAAGUAGAUGUGCAAAUUAGUGGUUAUCCUUCUGAAUUAAAAAUGGAAGUUGGGAAAUAACUUGGAGAAUGCUGGUUCUGGUAGGCGGAUGUUUCAUUUUUUGGUGAAUUCAUUUAUAACACGACCAGUGAUAGCUAAACUCUCAUAUCCCCACAAAUAAGGAAUUUCCAAUGGCGUUCACUUCAGUCUACAAACUACCUCCAAAUUGUCUGAUCUUUGUUCCCUUUCCAGAUUCCCAUUUUGGAGAACUGAAUCUAUUAGAAGACCUUUUCUUACAAUGUCGAUGAGGAGAAGAGUCCCCAGGGUUGAGAUCCUGUCUAUCAACCAGUCAGUCAGUGGUAUUUAUUGAGCACUUACUGUGUUCAGAGCACUGUACCGAGUGCUUGGGAAAGGACAAUACAACCCAGUUGGUAGACACGAUCCCUGCCCCCAAGGAGUUUAUAGUCUACAGGCCAAAGACAAGCAUUAAAAUAGAUUAUGGCUAAGGAGGAUAGUAGGGAAGAAUAUUGGAUUUUGAGCAAGGGAUAUCUAUUCAAAAUAGCUGAGAUUCUUCUCUAGUAAUUAGGCUAAUUGAAGUCUGCCAAAUCCCCCCCCCAAAGUAUCUAAGAAAUGAAACCAAAUCAAGCCAUUUCCCAGAAAUAAACUGAUAAUAGCACUUCACUCCUUUGGUUGUGAUUUGGGCUCCAUCUUCAUCAUCAGCUUCUCACUCAGGGAGUGAAGCACAGAGAAUAAAAUUUGCCUUUUAUUCUGAAGUUUGAGCUUUAUACUUGAAUGUUGGUAUUUAUUUUAUACCCUCUGUUUGAUCCUAUUUCGCUAGAGCUAUGAAAAUAUUAGUUGGUUAUAAAUGUCAUUCUUGCAAAUAUGCAGAUGUGCAAUGUUUAAGGACCUUAUUUGAAAAAUUAUCAAAAGCAAGUGGUCUUUUUAGCACAUACAGUGCCAUAUUUUCCUGACAGCUACUGCCUCAAACCUUCCAUAGCCCCUAGAAUUCCAUAGUACGCGGUACCCAGAAGACCUUCCUCAGACCUCAGUCUCGUCGUCGAGGUCAAAGCAAGACAGAUAUCAAAAGCCGAACUUAAAACAUUAAACUGUAGUCCACCCUAAGAUUCCUGGAUCUUAGAACAGCUUUCACGUGGCCCUAACCUAAUCUCAAAUCAGAACCAGUGAAAGAAGCUAAUUUCGGCCGCAUGUGAAUGCCGCGCAAAUCCCAUUUCAAAAUCCUAGAAAAUGUCGACGGCUCCUAUUCUGCCUGUCAGGACUACUGCUGUUCCGUAGAGCCUGCUUUGCCGGGAAGAGUGUUUUGCCUGCUGGACAUUAUGACACCGAGCAUGCCCACUGUCUGCUUCUUUGAAUGCCGAGCGCACGCACUUACCCCCUUCCCUCCCCCUAAAUAUUGCAUGUCCGAUCAUAGUUUCCAGCAUCACUCUCGGUUCCGUCAGUGUCGGUACGGUCGAAGGCACUUGUUCUCCCCAUCAGAGAAUUCACUGAAGCAGCCUUUCGGAAGGAUACUUUUAAAGAUGGCCGAACAAUUUCUCCAAGCUUCAUUUACUUACCCAAGAGCUAAGAAGAAGACCCCUUGGCCCCGUGCUGGAAAUCAAGCCAGACUUCCGGUCCGUCCCCAAGGUGAACGGCUCAACGGGAAAUGGAAGGAGUGAAUGUUAGGUCGAGCGUUUCCUUUAAAGACUGCUAAAUUGCGACUCGCCAAGAUUCUCCCCUGUGCAGUUGAAGAGCAGUCUGGAAAAGUGAAAAGCUCAGCAGUUGAUGUACCGUACUGCCAUCACAAGGCAUUUGGUAUAGCGCCUCUCUGUCCAUUGUUCUUGACCUGCCGAGCAAGUUAGUUCCCGGACGGUCUGCCCUCGCCCGUAUGACGGCCCUUUGGAAGCUUAUGACCCUCCGGUUCUUUCCUCCUCUUCUCCUGGAAGUUCUUGCUGGGAUGGGGAAGAGACAGGGAAAGAGCAAUUUGCACUUUGCAACAAAGUAAUGUCAAUUUCUGCACCUUAACCUGGAAUGAAGAGUUCGCUCUUAAAUGGGGCCGGGGGAUUCCAGGACCCUGCUGCUGAGAAACCUUUCUGAAGAAUCCAUGUACAUGUUUGGGAGUGGUUUCUUCCCAGAGAGACCAACUGCCAGAUAUUUGUGUGAAUGACAAAACCCCAAAUAGAAGCUGUGAUCUUUACAGUAACAGGUUAGUCAUCUCAAAACUCAUAAAGCCCCUACAGGAGCUGGUAAUCUGGGGGGAGUCAGAACCGGCAGGGGCUGAAGUUUGAGAGUGCAGGAAAAGUCACCUGGAAGGCAGAGCUACAGGGUACCUCACCCACUACCUAUUCAGAUGCCAGGGAGGUUGGCAUAUUCAUUGGGUUGGGAUAAAACUUGCCUUCAAGGGUGCAGGAUGAAUUCUCUCAUUAUUCUUCGAAAGAAAACCUAUUUUAAUAUUGCAUGUUCACUCGUUUGUAGGUGUGUGUGUCUGUACAGACCAUUUGCCUAAGCAGUAGCUUAACCAAGCGCCCCAUGGAAGUGGUACAGCUGGCAUGUGUGUGUAAUAUUUUAUAGGUGUUGCUGCACAAGAGUUUAACAAGAGUUAAUGCCAAAUGAAUGAUAUGAGAAAAAGUGUACUUUUUUUUAAAAAGAGAUUUAAUUUAUUUGAGUUCCGAUAUUUUUGAAAUAUAAAAAUUGGUGGUAUUUUUUAAAGCUAUAAUUCUUGUCAAACAUUCUGUGGUUCUUAAUUUUACCGUGCUUAUUAAAAAAGAAAGUCGUAACUAUGUUUGGCACUCGGCUGUUUGAAAAAUAAAAUGUAUUUGGGAAGGCCA
Messenger RNA from Ornithorhynchus anatinus (platypus), 9389 nucleotides. It is a transcript of the gene SMCR8, whose product is annotated as SMCR8-C9orf72 complex subunit. The record is from RefSeq and is a predicted model, not a curated record. Gene Ontology annotation, cellular component: guanyl-nucleotide exchange factor complex. Bases 401 to 3238 code for a protein of 945 amino acids. The transcript has 2 exons. Gene Ontology annotation, molecular function: GTPase activator activity. NCBI's taxonomy places the organism in Eukaryota, Metazoa, Chordata, Mammalia, Monotremata, Ornithorhynchidae.